Messenger RNA from Cladophialophora carrionii CBS 160.54, 2145 nucleotides. RefSeq lists its product as uncharacterized. The record is from RefSeq and is a predicted model, not a curated record. Gene Ontology annotation, molecular function: fatty acid binding; acyl-CoA oxidase activity; FAD binding. The transcript has a single exon. Lineage: Eukaryota; Fungi; Ascomycota; Eurotiomycetes; Chaetothyriales; Herpotrichiellaceae. Gene Ontology annotation, cellular component: peroxisome. Gene Ontology annotation, biological process: fatty acid beta-oxidation using acyl-CoA oxidase; lipid homeostasis. Bases 1 to 2145 code for a protein of 714 amino acids.
AUGGCCGACUUCACGGACAAGCUGCGACCUGCCGAGCCUCAAGGGCCGAGUAUCCUGGCCCAAGAACGAGCAGGAUCAAACGUCAAUGUCAAGGCGCUGUCACAACACUUGCUUUCGCGCAAUGACUUUCUCAAUCGACAGAAGAGGAUUCUCGCCAUACUGGAGCCGCUUCCCAUCUUCUGUAAGAAGAACCAGCUCAACAUGGCCAGGCCAGACCGGUACCACCUCGGCCUCGCUCGAGCAAAGGCACUGAGGAGAUUGUCGUUGAAGCACGGUUGGGACCGAGACGACUACGUGAUGGCGGACUAUCUGAUGGACGAGAUGGGCCCGUACGCCCUGCAGGCCACCAUGUUCCUCACGUCGCUCCGGGAGCAAUGCAACGACGAGCAGAAAGCGUACUGGCUCCCCAAGGCAGAGAACUGGGAGAUCAUCGGAUGUUACGGACAGACCGAGCUUGGCCACGGUAGUAACGUCAAGGGGAUCGAAUGUCAAGCGAAGUGGGAUCCUCAGACCAAGGAAUUCAUCAUCCACAGCCCUACCAUUACGGCCAGCAAGUGGUGGAAUGGCGCCCUGGGCCGAACUGCCAACCAUGCCAUCGUCGUCGCUCAAUUGUUGCUGCCCGACUCGAAGACGGGGAAGUACAGAUCCUACGGCCCACACCAGUUCAUUGUCCAGAUCCGGGACAUGAAAACCAACAAGCCUCUGGACGGCAUCGUCAUCGGCGACAUCGGCCCCAAGUACGGCUAUCCCGGCAUGGACAACGGCUACAUGCUGUUCGACCACUUCAGGGUGCCUCACUCUGCGCUCCUCUCCAAGUACUCCGGGGUCGACCCUGAAAACGGCACGUACAACAAGCCCGAGAACCCGGCCGUCGUCUACGGCUCCUUGACCUUUGUGCGGGCUCAGAUCAUCAUGCACGCGCGCCUCGUCCUGGCGAGAGCCGUGACUGUCGCGGUCCGGUACCUGUCGAUCCGUCGACAAUUCUCGGAUCGCGACGCGAAGGACCCCGGCGCGCCCGAGCAAGCCGUGCUCAACUACCCGACGGUGCAGAUCCGCAUCUUACCGCUGCUGGCCACGACCUUUGCGCUGCAUUACACGGGAGAAGCCAUGUACAAGCUCUAUUGGGGCACGCGCGAGCAGAUCGAGAAGACGGGCGACUUUUCGCGGCUCGCCGAGAUGCACGCCGCCUCGUCCGGCUUGAAGUCGCUCUGCACGACGCUCGCGGCCGACGGCAUCGAGACCUGCCGCAGAGCCAUGGGCGGGCACGGCUUCGGCGGCGGCAGCGGCAUGAUCGCCCUCAACAACGAGUACCUCUCCAAGCCGACCGUCGAAGGCGACAACUGGAUGAUCACGCAGCAGACGGCCGCGUAUCUGAUCAAGCGUAUGGGCGCCGUGAUCGACAAACCCAGCCUAAAGCCGACCGACUCGGUGGACGAGCAGUUCCAGGACUAUCUCCGGAACACGCGGUCGUACAAUACGCGGGCCAGCAACCUGGACAUUGUCGGCUACCCGAUCGAGCUGGUGCGCGCGUUCAAGCAGCGGGCGUCGUAUUUCUCCUAUCAAGCCUACCAGGCGCGCGUGGUCGAGAAGAAGCCGUGGACCAGCAUGAUGCUCCAGCUGCACAAGCUGAGCCGCGCGCAUUCCGAGUCCCUGCUGGUGUCGAACUUCUACGACGCCGUCUUCACCGACACACCCAGCCCGCCACUCGACGGCGCGACGCUGGAUGUGCUGAGGGUGCUCUUCCGCCUGUUUGCGCUGUUCACGCUCGACGCCUCGGCCUCGGAAUUCCUGCUGGCCAAGGCCCUGACGGUCGACAUGCUGCAGCACGUGGCUCCCGCGAUCCAGGACCUGAUGGCCCAAGUGCGUCCGCACGCCGUGGCGCUGGUGGAUGCGUGGGCCAUCCCGGAUUACGUGCUCGAGAGUGCGCUGGGCAGCUACGACGGCGACGUGUACAACCGGUUGUUCCACAAGGCGCACAAGGAAAACCCGCUGAACCUGGUCACUUUCAACCCUGACUGGAGAAGCGAGGAGAUCGUCAUGGGCGAGGGCGAGGAGAAUGCGAGGACGAGACUCGAGGCUCUCGCUCUGGGAGUCACGGCGAAAGAUCACGAGCGGGCAGCUGGCGCGGUCAAGGCAAGGCUAUAG